Messenger RNA from Brassica napus (rape), 1190 nucleotides. RefSeq lists its product as uncharacterized. Gene Ontology annotation, molecular function: hydrolase activity, acting on ester bonds. The coding region runs from base 146 to 1078 and encodes 310 amino acids. The transcript is spliced from 6 exons. Gene Ontology annotation, cellular component: chloroplast. The record is from RefSeq and is a predicted model, not a curated record. Lineage: Eukaryota; Viridiplantae; Streptophyta; Magnoliopsida; Brassicales; Brassicaceae.
UAAAUAUUUCAAGAGUUUUGUACUUAAUGUGGUAUAAAUUGAAACUAACAGGGUCCUUUUGUAAAUACAUCAAACUACUCAAAGAACAUGUGGAUUUUACAAGCUCCCCCUGAGCUUACUCACUCACAUCCACUGAACAAAAACGAUGGCCUCGGCGAUUUUUCCAUCGCUCAGGUUAAGGCCCACCUUCUCCUCCGCCACGUCACCAUCUUCCUCCGGCGAUUUCAAACCCCGUCCAGCCGUCAUUCUCCCGGGUUUAGGCAACAACUCAGGAGACUACAAGAAGCUGGAGGUGACACUGGGUGAGUACGGUGUUCCUUCAGUGGUUGCAGCUGUAUCAAGGCUUGAUUGGUUUAGAAAUGCAGCCGGUUUGGUUGAUCCUGCCUACUGGCGCGGCACUCUCCGCCCACGUCCUGUUCUUGAUUGGUACUUGAAAAGAAUUGAUGAUGCUGUCCGUGAAGCAAAUGAGUUAUCCCAAGGUAAAGGAUUGUCUUUGAUUGGACACUCAGCGGGAGGAUGGCUUGCUAGAGUUUACAUGGAAGAAUACGGAAACGCUGAUAUCUCCUUGUUGCUGACACUUGGUACGCCUCACUUACCACCACCGAGAGGACUAUCAGGGGUUAUUGAUCAAACAAGAGGUCUUCUCUAUUACGUUGAAGAGAAUUGUGCAAAAGCUGUUUACACUCCUGAGCUGAGAUAUGUCUGCAUCGCCGGGAGAUACAUUCGUGGAGCUCCUUUAGUGGACAAGGCAGAUGCAAACGUUGAUUCUGAUGUGACUGUUGGAAUCGAAGGUGGUGAAGCCAUCUCUGAGCUUGCAUUAGCAAGCAACAAGACUGGGGAUUCAUCAGGGCCUAGCUUUCGUGCUCGUUUUGUAGGGCAAGGAUACAAGCAAGUAUGUGGAAGAGCUAAUGUGUGGGGUGAUGGAGUGGUUCCUGAGGUUUCAGCUCAUCUUGAAGGUGCGCUUAACGUUAGUUUCGAAGGUGUUUACCAUUCCCCUGUUGGUUCAGACGAUGCAACCAGACCUUGGUAUGGCUCACCGGUUAUUGUAAAAGAAUGGAUUCACCACCUCCUGGAGUGAGUUCUGUAAAAACAUUCAUCAUAACUUCCUCAAGAACUUGUUUUGUUCCAUUGUCACCCAAAUAUUCAAACUCUAAAUCACAUUAUGUAUUUAUAUUCUUCACUUCCGUCAA